AUGGAGAUCGCGCUGGUGACUCUGGAGAACGGCGGCACCACGGCCAUCGCGGGCGGCGAGGAUGCCGCGGCCGCCGGCGGCCGGGCGCGCUGGCGGGGCAACUUGCUGCACAUCGCGGGCUCGCCGCAGCUGAGCGACGGCAAGGAGGGAGCCCCGCCGCCCGCGCCGCCGCCGAUGCCGCCGGGGGACGAGGAGCCGGAGCGGCCCCCGCCGGGGGACGAGGAGCCCGAGCGGCCCCCGCCGGGUCCCCGCGGGGGCGGCCCCGAGGAGCGGCCGGCGGACAGACGAGCCCCCUCCGCGCCGCCCCGGCCGCCGCCCCGAGCCCCGCGCCCAGGCGCGGACGUGGGACCCCCGGAGGAAGGGGGACACCGCCGGGGCAUGGCCAUGGCGGCGGCGGGGGACGAGGAGGAGGAGGCGGCGGCCGCGGUGAACCCGGGCUCCAUGCACCACCAGCGGGUGCUGAUCAACAUCUCCGGGCUGCGCUUCGAGACCCAGCUGGGCACCCUCAACCAGUUCCCCGACACGCUGCUGGGGGACCCGGACAAGCGCAUCCGCUACUUCGACCCGCUCCGCAACGAGUACUUCUUCGACCGCAACCGGCCCAGCUUCGACGGCAUCCUCUACUUCUACCAGUCCGGGGGAAAGCUCCGCCGGCCCGUCAAUGUCUCCAUCGACGUCUUCGCCGACGAGAUCCGCUUCUACCAGCUGGGCGAGGAGGCCAUGGAGCGCUUCCGGGAGGACGAGGGUUUCAUCAAAGAGGAGGAGAAGCCCCUGCCCCGCAACGAGUUCCAGCGCCAGGUCUGGCUCAUCUUUGAGUACCCCGAAAGCUCCAGCUCAGCCCGGGCCAUCGCCAUCGUCUCCGUGCUGGUCAUCCUCAUCUCCAUCAUCACCUUCUGCCUGGAGACCCUGCCCGAGUUCAGGGACGAGAGGGAGCUGCCUGUGCCCCUGCCCCCACAGGGUGGAGGUUUGAAUGGCACCGCCGGGGACUCCCCGGCCAUGCAGCCCCCCAGCAGCCUGGCUGAUCCCUUCUUCAUCAUCGAGACCACCUGCGUGAUCUGGUUCACCUUUGAGCUCCUCGUGCGCUUCUUCGCCUGCCCCAGCAAGCCCGAGUUCUCCCGCAACAUCAUGAACAUCAUCGACAUCGUGGCCAUCAUCCCCUACUUCAUCACCCUGGGCACCGAGCUGGCCCACGAGCAGCAGCAGCCCGGGGCUGGCAGCAGCAAUGGGGGAGGGGGCCAGCAGCAAGCCAUGUCCCUGGCCAUCCUCAGAGUCAUCCGCCUGGUCAGAGUCUUCAGGAUCUUCAAGCUCUCCAGGCACUCCAAGGGGCUGCAGAUCUUGGGACAGACUUUGAAAGCCAGCAUGAGGGAGCUGGGCCUCCUCAUCUUCUUCCUCUUCAUCGGGGUGAUCCUCUUCUCCAGCGCCGUCUACUUUGCUGAGGCCGAUGACCCCGAGUCUCACUUCUCCAGCAUCCCUGAUGCUUUCUGGUGGGCAGUGGUGACCAUGACCACCGUGGGCUACGGGGACAUGAGACCUGUCACUGUGGGGGGCAAGAUUGUGGGCUCCUUGUGUGCCAUUGCAGGUGUGCUCACCAUCGCCCUCCCCGUCCCUGUCAUCGUGUCCAACUUCAACUACUUCUACCACCGGGAGACCGAUCACGAGGAGCAGUCUAUCCUCAAGGAUGAACACAGCAGUGCUCAGGGCAGCACAGCCGGGGCAGAUGCGAAGAGAAGAGCCAGUACAAACUCUCUGAACAAAUCUGUUGUGCACUUGGAAAACAGCGAGGAGUUCAACAACGGCACCAGCUCCAUAGAAAAAGCCACCAUCAAAGCAAAAAGCAAUGUAGAUCUCAGAAAAUCCCUCUACGCUCUCUGUCUGGACACCAACAGGGAAACAGACCUGUAAGGAGAGGAGAGAGUUAGAGUCCAGAGAUGCAGAAGGGUUUUCUGGUGUCAGAAACUUGCUACUAUAAUUAUUCUUUCAGUACCAAUUAGUUUUUUAAAAGUCAGGCUAUAUUUUAUAAAUUGAUCACUGUCCUGAGCAGUCCUCCAGGAAUACAUGUUUUUAUGUUCUUUUUCCAUGACACAAAGGGUCACCUAUUUUUAAAAUAGACUAAGAAUAAGCUACACUCCAUGAUGCAGGAGCUGGCAAAUUAUGACAGUGAAAAAUCUAAUUUGUAGAAACUUAUUUUAGCAAAUGGUGGUUGGUUUUAAAUGGGUAAUUUGUAACCAAUUCAGUUGCUCCAAGUUUAGUAUUAAAGAGUUGGGGGGGGAUGUAUGUGUGGAGAAUGAAUGGACUGGGGGGGGGGGGGAGGGAGGUUGAGGGCUUUUGUACUGUAGUUUCAAAUUGAAAUAAUUCCAAUAUAUUUUAUAUUUGUAUGAGUGUAUUUAUGGUUGAGAGGGGAUUUCUUAUUCCUGUGAAAUAUGACAUCAUUAAAGCACUAGGAACAUUGGCAGAUCAGCACUUUCAGAGUUUUCCACUUGUGAUCAGUAGAGAUCUGGUUAUCCUGUAUGUGAAGUGAAUUUGGUGCUUUGAACCCUAGAGCAGAACACUUCUGUCAUCAUUGAUAUGUUAGUUUCUUGUGAGCCUUAAAUUAUUAAAUAUUGUAGAUAUACUUCUUUAUAAAUAAUUUUAUUAAUUACCUUCCUGUUUCAGAAUUUCUAAACAAUCCAGUCAUGUGCUUACUUGUCCCCAUUCUGAAAAGUAUGUGCAGCUUUUUUUUUUUUUUUUUU
Molecule: messenger RNA, 2729 nt
Organism: Empidonax traillii (willow flycatcher)
Lineage: Eukaryota; Metazoa; Chordata; Aves; Passeriformes; Tyrannidae
Gene: KCNA5
Product: potassium voltage-gated channel subfamily A member 5
Exons: 1
Coding region: 1-1902 (633 amino acids)
Biological process (GO): protein homooligomerization; potassium ion transmembrane transport
Cellular component (GO): membrane; voltage-gated potassium channel complex
Molecular function (GO): protein binding; delayed rectifier potassium channel activity
Source: RefSeq, a predicted model, not a curated record